AUGAAGGUGACGUUUAAGGAUCUCAAACAGCAGAAGUUCGUGCUCGAUGUCGAGCCGACCGACCUUCCGACAACCGCAUUUACCACGGCAUUCACCACCAUUUCUGCUGUCAAGCAAAGGAUUUCCGAACAGCGGGGCUGGGACCCCAAGCUCCAAAAGCUCAUUUAUAGCGGCAAAAUUCUCAAGGAUGAAGACACCGUUGAGACAUACAAGAUUGAAGAGAAGGGUUUUGUCGUUUGCGUGGUGAACAAGCCCAAGGAGCCGAAGCCUGCGCCAGCUCCCGAGGCUUCAUCAUCCGCAGUCCCCGCUACCCCCGCUCCGGCGCAAAGUUCUACUCCAGCUCCCCCGGCCGCACCUGCGCAUACUUCCGGUGCCGCUGCAGCCGCGCCCGCUACACCAACCCCGAACCGGGCUGCCGCCCCCGAGGCGGCUCCCAGCGACCCCAAUGCUCUGGCCACGGGCCAGCAGCGUGCUGAGGCUAUUGCCAACAUGGAGGCCAUGGGCUUCGAGCGGGCGCAAAUCGAUGCUGCUAUGCGCGCUGCGUUCUACAACCCCGACCGCGCCGUGGAGUACCUUUUGACCGGCAUUCCUGACCACCUCCAACAACCCGCCGCUGCAGCUCGUCAGGAUGCCCCAGCUGCCGCCUCCCCCGCACCGGCAGCACCAGCUGGUGCUGGCGGCGAUGACGAUGGCAACGUAAAUCUGUUCGAUCUUGCUGCCCAACAAGGCCGUGGUGGCUCUGGCACACGCGGUGCUAGUGGAGCUGGCGCGGGUGCCGCUGCCGGUGCGGGCGCCGCUGCUGCCGCUGCCGCCGCCGCCGCCGCCGGUGGUCAGGGUCUGGGUAACCUCGAAUGGCUCCGUGCCAACGCACAGUUCCAGCAGCUUCGUCAAGUGGUUCAACAGCAACCCCAAAUGCUGGAGCCCAUUCUUCAGCAGCUUGGUGCCGGCAACCCCCAGCUUGCCCAGCUGAUCGCUCAGAACCCCGAUCAGUUUCUCUCCCUCCUUAGCGAGUCGGGUGGUGAUGACGACGCGCCGCUCCCCCCUGGGGCCCACCAGAUCUCUGUGACGGAGGAAGAACGCGACGCCAUCGAGAGGCUUACUCGUCUGGGUUUCACACAAGACCAGGCGAUUCAGGCCUACUUUGCUUGCGAUAAGAACGAAGAGCUGGCAGCGAAUUUCCUCUUUGAUCAACCCGAUGACGACGAGGAUGUUAACAUGCCUUGAAUUUUUCUAUCAUCAUUUCGGAGUUCUGGGCGGAAAGGUUGUGAUUCCCGGCCUUUGCGGCUUGUCGUGGAGAUCUGGAUGCGAUAUGGGAAUUUGGGCUAGACGUUCUAGCUAGGGUUCGGUUCUCAUGGCGAGAUGAGUCGGGAAUCGGUUGGCAUGAGAAUAUGGAAACGGGGCUUCGUUGGCGAUGGCUACGAAACGAUACACCAUUUACGUCGCCCUACACAAGCAUAUGGCGGCAGUUGCUAAAUCGAUGGAUGGCUGCCGCAGGCUUGAGCCAUCAUACUGAAUGGGGAUAAUAACGCCCGGUUCGCAAUGUAGGGGAGGGAUGGAGCCGGUGAAGUGACGCCACGGGUGUGGCAGGGAUGGCUCGCAAAUUACAGGACUUGUAUCUAGGAAUCAAUCGAUGAAUUUUGAGCC
Molecule: messenger RNA, 1644 nt
Organism: Chaetomium fimeti
Lineage: Eukaryota; Fungi; Ascomycota; Sordariomycetes; Sordariales; Chaetomiaceae
Product: XPC-binding domain-containing protein
Exons: 7
Coding region: 1-1224 (407 amino acids)
Biological process (GO): nucleotide-excision repair; proteasome-mediated ubiquitin-dependent protein catabolic process
Cellular component (GO): nucleoplasm; cytosol
Molecular function (GO): proteasome binding; damaged DNA binding; polyubiquitin modification-dependent protein binding
Source: RefSeq, a predicted model, not a curated record